AUGGUAGCUGUUGGCUGCCGUGUUGAUGGGAGAGUCGAGACAGGCCAAGUAGAUUUCCAUCUAAAAAGGCUAAAUAGUGAAAUCGAAAAGCCAAAAGCUUCCAGAAUCAUGAGUAAGGUUUCAAUCGUCUGUACUGCGUAG
Sclerotinia sclerotiorum 1980 UF-70 is the source of this 141-nucleotide messenger RNA. RefSeq lists its product with no specific name. The record is from RefSeq and is a predicted model, not a curated record. The transcript has a single exon. NCBI's taxonomy places the organism in Eukaryota, Fungi, Ascomycota, Leotiomycetes, Helotiales, Sclerotiniaceae. Bases 1 to 141 code for a protein of 46 amino acids.